AUGCAAGAAGAAACUCGAAGACCCUUUAUCUCACGUUCACAACCUGGUGAACUUAUAGCUCCAAACAGUCUGCCGACCUCUUUAUCAACAACCACCCCCGUAACAUUUCAAACCCCAACUUCAACUUUGACGGUUCCUGCCUCACAAACUACUGGUUCCGGGAUGGAAGAUAGCUUUGCAAAAAUGAGGAGAACCAGGAGGAGCCUUUCAACCUCUUCUUCGAGUCAAAGUUUACUGAAGAAGAGUUUGUCGGUAAAGCCAAAACCAUCGUCAAAUCAUUAUUCUACAAAUUUAUUUCCAACCAGCGAGAGUGAUACUAGCAAUAGAUCUUCCUUCGAAGAAUUCGACUAUUCAACUCCCGGGACCCCUUUUACCAAUAUAAACUCGGGUUCUACUUCCAGUAGUAGUUCCCUCAACUCGCCUUACCUUGCGAAUAUAUCACUGGGUGGUGUAAGCCAUCCUGCCCAUCCCCUUUAUCAAAGAGAGAGGCACCGUUCGUUAUUUGUACUGUCGGGUAAAUCUAGUAAUGGCAACGGUGUUCAACAGACCAUAACUUCUCCUUCACCAGUACAAUCUCAACAAGAGGAUACACAAUCAACGAUACGCCAGCAACAACUUAUACCCCCCUCACCUUCCACUUCACAAACAUUUCAAAAUACGGUAGCAUCUCAAUCUCAACAAAAGUUAUCCAAACAAAUUACACAGCGUCGUCAGAGUGGGACUAGUUCACAACUGAAACGAAUGAUUUAUAAUAAUUUCUCAUCGAACACUUUUCCUUCGGAUUCGGAGACCGACUCUUUGGAGGACUCGGAUGCUUAUGUGACAAAUGACGAACAACCCUCUCUCACUCCCUCACCUGUAAGGCGCAGACCCUCGUUUCAAAGAUCUCCAACUCAUCGAUUCUUUCCCGAUUUGUCGGUAGAUGCUGAGGAAAACCAUCUAAAUGGGUUGCAGAUAAUUGAGGAGGGUUCACCGGAUUUCACUUUUCCAAAAGUAAAACGGAAACUCUUAAAAGACCUCGAAAGGUCAAAGCUUUAUGCGGACAAGGAAAUUUUUAAUAUCUUGGAAAAUUGGUACCAAUCUCAUCAAUAUCAAGAACUUUUAAAUGAAUACUUGUAUGAUGGUUGGAGUGACGAUGAUGAUAUACAAGCCCCGGUUAAUAUUGAAAGAAAUAAUAGUCAUAGGGCCACCAUAAUAAGCGACACCGAUGAUGAAUCGACGGAGGGUAAAUGCAGAAAGGAACAGUUAAAGGCAUCUAAAAAAGUUAAUUCGACAACAUCUCCGUCAUUGCACGGAAAAACAAACCCAAAAAAUAUUGUCAUUCAGCAGAGGAAAAAUUCCGAGAGGAGAUUAGGGCAUUCAAAUAGUUGGCCACCAUCAAUAUUAGCAUCAUCGCACACGCUUCUUCUGACACGUAUCAACCGCAUCGCGCGACGAAUUCUAAAGACACCCGCCCUCGACUUACUACAUUUUAAUGUGGCCGUUGAAAUUAUGAAGGAGCUUCAAGAACUCAGGGAAUCACAGAGAAAGAUGGCCGUCGGAAAUGCAGACGCGGAAGAAUUGUUAACAAAAUUGACUUACGCCUUCGCGGAUGUGACGAGAGCUGUUGAGGCAGUGAAUCAAUCAUCUGCUGAAAACCUGGAAAGCUCCGAUCUUCCAAGUUCAGAGUCCCCGCUAUCAUCACCUUCACUUCCGAUGACUCCAUAUUCGGAUUCGCGAGAUCGGCGUAGGUCGGCAGCAUCAUCUGAUGACAACAGAUUUAUGAAAACGCGGUCUCCGCUUGCUUAUCCUCCGAUGAAUCGUCUCUCGUCUUUCAUUGAUUCUAUUGAGAAACUAUACGCUUUUGAGUUCGGGACCAUAUUUGAAAGUCCAAUAGUGUACGUACCUCCUCCUCCGUCAUGUCAGGACGAUAAUCAUCCUACUUGGAGUAGAAAGAAAGUUGAUCAGUUGCUUCGUGAGGAGAUGAACCGAGAAAUUGAUUAUGGCAUAAUCCUAAAAAAACAACAAGAAGACAAGAAACCAAAAAAAUCGAGGCCCAUGGCGAACUUCUUCAAAACCUUAAAAAAUGCAUUCCAUAGUCCUACAUCGUCGACUAGUGUUUCACCAACCGGAUCUCCGACUCCCUCGGAGAUGAUUCCCAGCCACGAGUUGGAUGCUCACUCGGUAACUUGUGCUAUUACCACAGAAUAUGCCAUCAAGUUGCAAGAGUGUGAUGGUAGACUUCGGAGAUUGGUCAGCGACGUGGAGGAUAUUAUGGUAACUGCAAUUGAAACUGGUGCAUUGCAAAUACCGCAGCAAGUCGGCAGGAAACAAUCGACUUCGAGCCGAAUAUUAUCAACUUCGGCGUCAAGUAAAGCUUCAUCCGGCUUCUUGUCCAAACAAAGUAACAAUAAUCAACGUGCUCACAACGGAAAAAAAGAGUUGUCGCUAUCACAUAAACGUCAAGACAGCGCGGGUUCAAUAUCAUACGGUAAGACGCUUUCCGAAAUUGACUCCGAUAAUAAUCCACCAGCUCGUGGUAAAAAGCUGAUAUCACUUUUCGCCGCUGUCUUACGCGGGGGAAACAGUCGUGCUAAUAAUAAUAAUUCAUCACCGAAGGAUCCCGGUAAUUCGUGUAGUGCUCAGAUUACCAACGGUGACAAAGUGGGUGCCAAAACGAAAAUUCCUAGCAUACAGGAUUUUGAGAUAAUCAAACCUAUUAGUCGAGGUGCUUUUGGUAAAGUUUAUCUCGCAAGAAAAAAGACUACUGGCGACCUUUAUGCCAUAAAAAUACUAAAAAAGGUUGAUAUGCUUUUCUACGCCUUUCAAAGUCAAGACUAUCUGUAUCUGGUCAUGGAAUAUCUGAUAGGGGGUGAUCUGUCAUCCCUGCUGCAAUGUUUCGAACGUUUUAGUGAAGAUAUGGCACGUAUGUAUACGGCAGAGGUGGUAUUGGCCCUCGAAUAUCUUCACAGCAGUGGAAUUACCCAUCGAGAUUUGAAACCCGACAAUAUGCUGAUCACCUCCGAGGGUCACAUAAAGCUCACUGAUUUCGGACUAUCGAGGAUCUCGAUUCCGGAGAAAAGUAGCUUGACGUUUGCAAAGGAUGAAAGCGAACCAAAUAAUCGCACUGACAAAAAACAACUCGUGAAAAGUCUAAGAUCCGGUAGCAUAGAUUCUCGUGGCAAUGUUACUCACCAACGUCCAGUAUCCGCUAUCUUUCCCAAUGAGAGCUCUAAGCGAGGUCACGUAAACUUCUACGGGUUUAAUUCAAAUAUGCUAUCAAGCACGUCCUCGUCUCAACAAAACACCUCUAAAGUUUUAAAGAAACAAAAUCGACAGAGUUCAAAAGCCCUGCUAGGAACGCCGGAUUACCUUGCACCUGAGUUGCUUCUUGGUACCGGUCACACGACGGCAGUUGAUUGGUGGUCUCUUGGUGUUUGUUUGUUUGAAUUUUUGCUGGGAUACCCACCUUUCAAUGAUGACACACCACGGGCGAUCUUUGGGAAUAUUUUAAACCAUGAUAUUCAAUGGCCUCCCGAAGGAUUUUUAUCACCUGAAGCCAAAGAUUUGAUCACAAAAUUACUCAAUCAUGAGUAUGAGAAGAGGCCGACCGUCGAGGAAAUCAAGGCUCAUCCUUUCUUCAAAGGAAUCGAUUGGGAUCACAUCCGUCAACAGGAGGCACCUUUUAUACCCAAUCCUGAGGAUGAACAAGAUACAAGUUAUUUCGAGGCUCGAAACAAUCGCGCCGACAUCCGUCGACUUUCUGCAGGUAACAUUGAUGACAUCGCGACUGGGAAGAUGAACGCAUCGGGUGAUUCUAAGUCAGGAGUAACCGAUGAAGAUGCGGGUGUUGCUUCGCAGACGACCAUCGGAAAUAUGCCUUCACCUUUAAUAUUAUCGGCGGUCAUCGCUGAACCGGUAGAAACCAUUUCCUUAAAUUCUCCUACUUCACCUUCUUCACCCCGUCAAAAACCCGACUUAACAGUUAACACUCAUCUUCCUGGACGUCAAUCAUCCCUUAAGCAUGUUUCUUCAUCAACACUAAAACCUCCUGUCGAAGAUGCACAAAUGCCAAUUAAGCCAAUCCAAAAGCGUAGGCCAUCCCUCCUAAAGUUAACAGCGGGAAAGUCCAGAAAACAAUCUAUAAGUGGCAUUUCUGAUG
Molecule: messenger RNA, 4141 nt
Organism: Acaulospora colombiana
Lineage: Eukaryota; Fungi; Glomeromycota; Glomeromycetes; Diversisporales; Acaulosporaceae
Source: the annotation of a GenBank genome assembly